UGGGCUCCGGGGCGGGGGAGGUCCCUUCCAGCGCAGAGCGCCGCGGCCAGACGGAGUUUCGAGCGCAGGGCCGCCCCCAGUUCGCGCUGUGUCCUGGACCUGGACCCUGGACCCCGGACCCCGGACCCCCGACCCCCUGUACGCUCCCUGUUCCCGCCCCGGACGCCUGUGUGCGUCCCCCAUGCGCCGCCUCGGACUCCCGCUGUUCGCUCUGUGGCUGCAAGUGGCCGCCCCCAGUGUCCCCCUGCCCCAUGUGGAACAGUACGAGGUGGUGUGGCCCCAACGUCUGCCACGACCCCGUGCUCGCCGAGCCCUGCCCUCCCACUCGGACCGGUACCCAGAGAGUGUGAGCUAUGUCCUUGGGGCCCAAGGGCACAACUUCACCCUGCACUUGCGGAAGAACAGGGAGCUGGUGGGCUCGGGCUACACGGAGACCUACAGCACGGCCAACGGCUCCCAAGUGGCGGAGCAGCUACAGAGGCAGGAUCACUGCUUCUACCAGGGCCAUGUGGAGGGGCAUGAGCAUUCUGCCGCCAGCCUCAGCACCUGUGCCGGCCUCAGGGGCUUUUUCCGGGCUGGCUCGACUGUCCACCUGAUUGAGCCCCUGGAUGGGGCCAGUGAAGAGGGGCGGCAUGCGCUGUACCAGGCAGAGCACCUGCAGCAGAAGGCCGGGACCUGCGGGGUCAGCGAUUCCAUCUUGGAGAAGGCCUUGGGGCCUCGGAUCUCAGCAGCCUUCAGGCCCCGGAACUGGCUGCUGCCCCGGGAAACCCGCUACGUGGAGCUGUACGUGGUCACGGACAGUACAGAGUUCCAGCUGUUGGGGAGCAGAGAGGCUGUACGCAGGCGGGUGCUGGAGGUGGUGAACCAUGUGGACAAGCUUUAUCAGGAGCUCAAUGUCCGCGUGGUCCUGGUGGGCCUGGAGAUCUGGAACCACAGGGACGGGAUUCACGUGAGCUCCCACGCCAACACCACACUGGAGAACUUCCUCACCUGGCGGGCGCAGAAGCUGGCGGGGCGUUACCGGCACGACAACGCGCAGCUGAUCACCGGGGUCGACUUCGCCGGGACCACCGUGGGACUGGCCAGGGUGUCGUCCAUGUGCUCCCGGGGCUCAGGGGCUGUGAACCAGGACCACCACCAGAACCCCAUCGGUGUGGCGUCCACCAUGGCCCACGAGAUGGGCCACAACCUGGGCAUGGCCCAUGACGAGAACAUUCAAGGCUGCUACUGUCCCGUGCCGCGGGAAGGUGGCGGCUGCGUCAUGGCGGCCAGCAUCGGCGUCAAGUUCCCCAGAAUGUUCAGCCAGUGCAGCCGUGCCGACCUGGAGCUGUUCGUGGAGAAGCCCCGGACGGGCUGCCUGGACAACGCCCCAGACCCUGACCGGCUGGUGGGCGACCCCGUGUGCGGGAACUGGUUCGUGGAACGUGGGGAGCAGUGUGACUGCGGCCCACCCCAGGACUGUCGGAACCCCUGCUGUAACGCCACCACCUGCCGGCUGGCCCACGGGGCCGAGUGCGCACAGGGCGCCUGCUGCCGGGAGUGCAGGGUGACACCCGCCGGUGAGCUGUGCCGUCACCGAAAGGACGCAUGUGACCUUGAGGAGCACUGUGACGGCCAGCAGCCGGGGUGCCCAGAGGACGCCUUCCAGGAGAACGGCACACCCUGCCCGGGGGGCUACUGCUACAACGGAGCCUGCCCCACGCUGGCCCAGAGGUGCCAGGACCUGUGGGGGCCAGGCUCAUGGGCUGCCGUGGAAACAUGCUACACCUACAGCAUCUCGCCCGACUGUAGGGGUAGGAUCCCCCUUGGCUCCAGCAGGGUCAACAGGUGUGGCGUCCUGUACUGUGAGGGGGGACAGAAACCCCCAGAGCAGAGCUCCUGCACCCUCACCUCCUCCUCGGCUGCUUGCCAGGCCCUCGUCCUGGAGGAAGGUGUUGGCUACGAGCCAGUGCCCGAAGGCACCAAGUGUGGCGAGGAGAGGAUUUGCUGGAAAGGACGCUGCGAGCACCUGCAAGUUUACAGAUCCAGAAACUGCUCCGCCCAGUGCAACAACCAUGGGGUGUGCAACCACAAGGAGGAGUGCCAGUGCCACCCGGGCUGGGCACCACCCCACUGCACAGAGCUGCUGCCCUCCGUGCACACAGCAACCACUGUGCGUGUAGCCGGCCACAGCACCACCCCCUCCAGGGCCUGGCCAGACCUGGCUCAUGUCACUGUGGGCCCGGGGCCAGCCACCACUAAGCCCUCCAACUCAUCAUCAUCUGAGAGCCUGGAGUGCUGUUGGUCCAGGAGCCUCCUGAUGGUCGUGCUGGUGCCUGCGGUGCUCCUGGUGGCUCUGGCCCUCCUGGCAGGGGCAGUCAUCUACCGAAAGGCCUCGGGCCGCAACCCUUGGGGGACUGCAGCACCCAAGACCGCCAUUGGGCUCUCCAAUCCCCUGUUCCACGAGGGGCGCGGUGUGCCAGCCAAGGGUGGGGCUCCGGGCCCCCCCCACCACCCCAGCCAGCCCGCCAGACCCGCGGUCCCCAGGGCGACCCCCAAGCAGCCGCCCCCUGCUCCUCCAGCCGCCACGUCCAAACCCCCCCCCACAGUUCCUGUGUAUACCUGGCCGCCCCCAGACCAGCUCAGACCUGCUCCGCCUGCCAAGCCCCUCCCUGAACUGAAGCCCAAGCAGGUUGUCAAGCCGAUCUUCCCACCCCCGAUGCCACCGGUCAAGCCUGGGGCUGGAGGAGCCCAUCCUGGACCGCCGCCACAGUACAAGUGAGAAGUCUAACGGCUACAAGACGUCAGCUGUCGGUCUUAUGGCUUGCGGCCCUCACUGCUGUCACUGCACGGGAGCCACUGCAUGUCGCAUGAGCCGAGACCUGCAUCUUAAAUGUGAAAGGAAGUGAGAUUAAUUUGUGCUCCUGGCGAAGCUGGUGGAUUUCGGCAUCGGUUCUUUUUCCUCCUCCCAGAGCGUAGUCUGUCCCAAGGCUGCUCUGAAGCCACCCGUGCAGAGAAGGUGACUCGGGUGCCAGGCCCCGGCCGCAGCGGGGCAGAUGUCCUUCAUGUUGAGGGGACCGCUCUCUGUCCCAGGGGCCGGGUCGCUGUGAGAACUGCUAACUGGGCCGGACUCGCUCUCCACCCCCACCCCCACCCCGCCCGCCGUGCCCCCUGCCCGGAUCCUCGCGCUCCCCCCACCCCCACCUUCGGGCUCCCUGCCCUCCGCCCUCGCCCUCGGAGGGGCCGGGUCCGCUGUGAGAAGUGCUAACGGAGUUGGCAGGGCCGGGACCCCGAGAGGCACCUGCGGCCCCCGCUGCUGCUCUGGAGGCCCCUGGCGCGCCUGCAACCGAAACCGCAAGGAAAAGUGUGUAUUUUAUGACAGUUAUUGAUCAAGUUCUCAAUGACGUGAGAUUCCUAUUAAAUCGAUGAAAGAGUGUGUGCUCAA
Molecule: messenger RNA, 3424 nt
Organism: Leopardus geoffroyi (Geoffroy's cat)
Lineage: Eukaryota; Metazoa; Chordata; Mammalia; Carnivora; Felidae
Gene: ADAM8
Product: ADAM metallopeptidase domain 8
Exons: 25
Coding region: 182-2761 (859 amino acids)
Biological process (GO): inflammatory response; positive regulation of membrane protein ectodomain proteolysis; regulation of cell-cell adhesion
Molecular function (GO): metalloendopeptidase activity; cell adhesion molecule binding
Source: RefSeq, a predicted model, not a curated record